Molecule: messenger RNA, 2340 nt
Organism: Rangifer tarandus platyrhynchus (Svalbard reindeer)
Lineage: Eukaryota; Metazoa; Chordata; Mammalia; Artiodactyla; Cervidae
Source: the annotation of a GenBank genome assembly
AUGACUGAAUCUGCCUCUAGCACAAGUGGUCAAGAAUUUGAUGUAUUCAGUGUUAUGGAUUGGAAGGAUGGAGUAGGUACAUUACCAGGAAGUGACUUAAAGUUCCGUGUAAAUGAGUUUGGAGCCCUGGAAGUUAUUACAGAUGAGAGUGAGAUGGAAAAUGUUAAAAAAGCAACGGCAACUACAACUUGGAUGGUACCAACUGCUCAAGAAGCCCCGACCUCUCCCCCGAGCUCCAGGCCCGUAUUUCCACCUGCCUACUGGACAUCUCCACCUGGAUGUCCCACAGUCUUUUCUGAGAAGACUGGAAUGCCUUUCAGGUUGAAGGAUCCAGUGAAAGUAGAAGGGCUUCAAUUCUGUGAGAACUGUUGUCAGUAUGGCAACGGAGAUGAGUGUCUUUCUGGAGGAAACUACUGCAGCCAGAAUUGUGCUCGACAUAUCAAAGACAAAGAUCAGAAGGAAGAAAGGGACAUGGGAGAAGACAACGAGGAAGAAGAUUCUAAGUGUAGUAGGAAGAAGAAGCCAAAGUUAUCUCUGAAAGCUGACUCCAAGGAGGAAGAAGAGCGAGAUGACGAGAUGGAAAACAAACAAGAUGGGAGAAUCCUGAGGGGUUCGCAGAGAGCCCGAAGGAAAAGGCGAGGUGAUUCGGCUGUAUUAAAGCAGGGUUUGCCUCCUAAAGGGAAGAAAGCGUGGUGCUGGGCCUCCUACCUGGAAGAGGAGAAAGCUGUGGCCGUGCCGGCAAAGCUGUUCAAGGAGUAUCAAUCUUUUCCAUAUAACAAAAAUGGGUUUAAAGUUGGCAUGAAACUAGAAGGCGUGGACCCUGAACAUCAGUCUGUGUAUUGUGUCCUCACUGUGGCUGAGGUUUGUGGAUACAGGAUAAAGCUGCACUUUGAUGGAUACUCUGAUUGUUAUGACUUCUGGGUAAAUGCCGAUGCUCUGGAUAUCCACCCAGUUGGGUGGUGUGAGAAAACUGGCCAUAAACUCCAUCCUCCAAAAGGAUAUAAAGAAGAAGAAUUUAAUUGGCAGACCUAUCUCAAGACAUGCAAAGCUCAGGCUGCUCCCAAGUCAUUAUUUGAAAAUCAGAAUAUAACAGUGAUCCCAUCAGGCUUUCGAGUUGGAAUGAAGCUUGAAGCUGUAGACAAAAAGAACCCUGCAUUCAUCUGUGUUGCUACGGUAACAGAUAUGGUGGACAAUCGUUUCCUUGUACAUUUUGACAACUGGGAUGAGAGCUAUGACUAUUGGUGUGAAGCCUCUAGUCCACACAUUCAUCCAGUUGGUUGGUGUAAAGAACAUCGAAGAACCCUCAUUACUCCUCCAGGUUAUCCAAAUGUGAAACAUUUUUCUUGGGAUAAAUACUUAGAAGAAACCAAUUCUUUACCUGCUCCUGCAAGAGCUUUCAAAGUGAAGCCGCCACACGGAUUCCAGAAAAAAAUGAAGCUUGAGGUCAUAGACAAAAGAAAUCCCGUGUUUAUUAGAGUAGCAACAGUUGCAGACACAGAUGAUCACCGAAUAAAAGUUCACUUUGAUGGCUGGAAUAGUUGCUAUGAUUACUGGAUAGAUGCAGAUUCUCCUGAUAUUCACCCUGUUGGUUGGUGUUCAAAAACUGGGCAUCCUCUUCAACCUCCUUUGAGCCCCUUAGAACUGAUGGAAGCCUCAGAACACGGAGGCUGCACAACCCCAGGAUGCAGAGGGAUUGGCCAUUUUAAGAGAGCGAGACACCUGGGCCCUCACAGUGCUGCCAACUGUCCCUAUUCAGAAAUCAAUUUGAAUAAAGACCGGAUUUUCCCAGAUCGUUUAAGUGGUGAAAUGCCUCCAGCUAGUCCAUCAUUUCCAAGAAGUAAAAGGGCAGACACAAAUGAAAUCUCUUCGUCUCCUGAAACCAGAGACCAGCGUGCUGAGGAUGUCAAAGAAGACUUUGAAGAGAGAACAGAGAGUGAACUGAGGACACCACAUGAAACCCGAGGUGCCCGGGAAGAAAGCAGCGUGCAGCAGGCGCAGCGCCGGUCGGCCGUCUUUCUGUCCUUUAAGUCCCCGAUUCCGUGCCUGCCCCUGCGCUGGGAACAGCAGAGCAAACUUCUCCCCACGGUGGCCGGCAUUCCUGCCAGUAAAGUUUCUAAGUGGAGCACAGAUGAGGUGUCAGAAUUCAUACAGAGCUUACCUGGAUGUGAAGAACAUGGAAAGGUAUUUAAAGAUGAACAAAUUGAUGGAGAGGCAUUUCUGCUUAUGACCCAAACAGACAUUGUGAAAAUUAUGAGCAUUAAGUUGGGCCCAGCACUCAAAAUUUUCAAUUCUAUCUUGAUGUUCAAAGCCGCAGAGAAGAACUCUCACAAUGAACUUUGA